Podospora pseudopauciseta is the source of this 889-nucleotide messenger RNA. RefSeq lists its product as uncharacterized. The coding region runs from base 1 to 747 and encodes 248 amino acids. Lineage: Eukaryota; Fungi; Ascomycota; Sordariomycetes; Sordariales; Podosporaceae. The record is from RefSeq and is a predicted model, not a curated record. The transcript is spliced from 3 exons.
AUGGCCUCCACCCAGAACCAAAACCAAGGACAAGACCGCCCCAUCAUCAAGGCCCAUUCCGCUCCUGAAAACCAUAACCAACACGUCAAAGACCCCCUCGCCCACUUCAAUGCCAUCCCCCCCCUCGCCAAAAUGCUCUCCGAUCCCGCCCUCCUCAGCACCCAAGUCGUCGACCGCCGCCCCUUGCCCUCGGGUGAGAGCAACUUUGUUCGCAAGGUGAUGAACUCUGGCUCCACCGUCAGGGCGUGCGUGACAUUCUUCCGGAUGCUGCAGCCCUCUGCUUCAAUGGUCAAGAAAGCUCAGGCUGCCGGGGCAAAGGGGGAGUUGAUCCCCAUGGAGGAGAUCACCAAAUCCAAAGCGAUGCUGCAGGGGGGUGGGGCGCAGGACGGGGAGAAUAUGAAGAACCCGUUUUUGCUGUUUAGUGCGCUGGUGGAUUUAGGGGAGGAUCUUUGUGGCUAUGCGGGGACGAUGCAUGGGGGCUUGUUUGCGGUGCUGAUGGACGAGGUUAUGGGGACGGCGGCCAAUUUUCAGAGUGAGCACGGUGCGUAUACUGUCCAGUUCAACACCAACCUUCAGAAGGCGAUCAAGUUGCCCAUGGUGGUUGUUAUCAGGGGGAGGGUGGUCAAGAAGGCUGGACGGAAGAUCAUGGUUAGGGGGUGUAUUGAGGAUCAGAAUGGCAAUAUCAUGGCUGAGGGCGAUGGUCUCUGGAUCCAGAUGGAUAAGAACGUGGGCAGGAGUCAGUUGUAGAUGUUGCUCUUGGCAAGUUGUUUGUAGGCAAUAGAGGAGGAAGGGGAUAUAAUAAUCUGAAACCUGACCCGGACUUUCUCCUCCAGAAGACCAACAAUUGGAAGCUCUUUCCAACGGCCAAUGAUGACGUGAAGUGAGAAUG